UCUCUCUGUCAGCGUCUCUUCUCGAUCCUUCUCUCUGUUCAUCGAUCUCUGUCAUAGCUCUGCAAGCAACAUGAACGACAACAACAACAACAGAGUUUCCUUUCCACCUGGGUCCGACUCAGUUUCAAGCAACACCACCUUCGUGCAGGCCGACCCAUCAACAUUCCGAGCUGUGGUUCAGAGGCUUACCGGUGCCACCGAUGACCCAUCACUGGAAAAGCUCCCCGUCACAGCCCCUGCUCGACAAACUGGUAAUAAAGGCUUGUUUGGAGAGUUGGGUUCUAGAAAACCGGUGUUUAAGCUUCAAGAAAGAAGACAGAGCCUGAGGAAGCUUGAGAUUAAGCUUGAAGCUGCUAGUUUUGGUGGUGGUUCAGGGUCUUAUUCACCAUCAACCAUCGUUUCUGCUGCUGCGAGAAAGAGGAGCUUCAUGGGUGAGAUGUCGUUGGUUUCCCCUGUUUCGCCUCUCGAUUUAUUAUUGUCUCGAGGAAGCCCAAGAACCCCAACUCCGAGGUUAACACCAGAGGAGGAGGAGGAAAAGAGAGCGAUGGUAGAGAAAGGUUUUUAUAUGCACCCAUCACCAUCUCUCAGUACCCCAAGCAGCUCUGAACCAGAAUUGCUUCCGCUGUUUCCUCUGCAUUCUCCUAGAGACUCUGCUUCUUCUUCUUCUUCUCCUUCUCCUUCUUAGAUUGCUAUCUGAAUUCUGAUUUUCUUUUCGUAGAAUCGUUCUGUUCUUCUAAAUUUUAAUUAUUCAAGUAAGAUUAUGAUCUUUGUCUUUUGUUUGUGCUAU
This is a messenger RNA of Telopea speciosissima, 787 nucleotides long. Its product is annotated as VQ motif-containing protein 11-like. Lineage: Eukaryota; Viridiplantae; Streptophyta; Magnoliopsida; Proteales; Proteaceae. The transcript has a single exon. The coding region runs from base 71 to 685 and encodes 204 amino acids. The record is from RefSeq and is a predicted model, not a curated record.